ACUAGGAUGUCCCGACAUGAAGGUGUCAGCUGUGAUGCAUGUUUAAAAGGAAAUUUUCGAGGUCGCCGAUACAAGUGUUUAAUUUGCUACGACUACGAUCUGUGCGCAACUUGUUAUGAAAGUGGUGCAACGACGACACGGCAUACAACUGAUCAUCCAAUGCAGUGCAUAUUAACGAGAGUAGAUUUCGAUUUGUACUAUGGUGGAGAAGCUUUCUCUGUAGAGCAGCCACAGUCUUUCACUUGUCCUUAUUGUGGGAAAAUGGGUUAUACAGAAACAUCUCUUCAAGAACAUGUUACUUCUGAGCAUGCAGAAACAUCAACAGAAGUGAUUUGUCCAAUAUGUGCAGCAUUACCUGGAGGGGAUCCGAAUCAUGUCACAGAUGACUUUGCAGCUCAUCUUACACUGGAACACAGAGCUCCUAGAGAUUUAUACGAUGAAUCCAGUGGUGUUCGGCAUGUACGUAGGAUGUUCCACCCAGGCCGGGGUUUGGGAGGCCCCCGCGCACGUAGAUCAAACAUGCACUUUACUACCAGUUCUGCUGCUGGGCUUUCAUCUUCUCAGAGUUCGUAUUCUCCAAGCAAUAGAGAAGCCAUGGAUCCUAUAGCUGAGCUUUUAUCUCAGCUAUCAGGCGUGAGGCGUUCUGCAGGAGGACAGCUGAACUCCUCUGGCCCUUCUGCUUCUCAGUUACAGCAGCUGCAGAUGCAACUGCAGUUGGAACGACAACACGCACAGGCAGCAAGACAACAACUGGAGACUGCACGCAAUGCAACUAGGCGUACUAACACGAUCAAUAUCAGCACUAUGACACAAUCUACAACAACCACCAACACAUCUAACACAGAAAACAGUCAGCAGACUGUCCAGAACUCCCAGUUUCUUCUUACAAGGUUGAAUGACCCGAAGAUGUCAGAAGCAGAGCGUCAGUCGAUGGAAAGUGAACGGGCAGACUGCAGUCUGUUUGUUCAGGAGCUUCUACUGUCCACUUUGAUGCGGGAAGAAAGUUCCUCCUCAGAUGAGGAUGAGCGGGGGGAGAUUGCAGAUUUUGGUGCUAUGGGCUGUGUAGAUAUUAUGCCUCUAGAUGUUGCUUUAGAAAACCUAAACUUAAAAGAGAGUAAUAAAGGAAAUGAGCCUCCUCCACCUCCUCUUUGAUGACAUCCCACUUUGCAGACAAUGUCCUCUGUGCUGUAUUUGCCAAUGAAAGUGGACAACAACAUUCUUGGGUUUGUUUUGGUGAUUGUAAUUUCAGGUCUGUCACUCUUGUUACAUUGUGUACAUUCAAAAGAAAGAGAGAAAAGAUAUAUAUGAUAAUCAUUUCCACUUAACUAAUUUUUACUUUUGGCAGGUAAAUGUAGGAUGCAGUGCAGAGCAAAAAGCUCUGUGUCCUGUACCUUGACAUGCAAAAGGCUCUCCUAAUACUCCACAUUCAAACUGAAGAGGAAAAAAAAAUGAAAAAUCUCUAAUGAAGCUGCUGUGUGUAUUUAUGAAUAUUAAUGAAUAAAAACUGCUUGGAUGGUUUACCUUAACUACUGCAUGACGUUUUUGCAGCGUGCAUGAACUUUAGUGACCUUGUCUUUGAAAAAAAUUUAAAUGCAAAGAGUAAAAUUACAAAACGUGAAGCUUUCCCAUUAUUCAGAGGUUACGUGUGAAAAAAUUACUUUCUGGCUACAAAUUGCUAGUCAGCAAGAGGUUUUAAAUACUAUGUGACAGAACAAUGUCUUUGUGCUGUCCUUGCACAGGGUGGAUCUGUAGUGACCAGGGUGUGGCAUUUUGCUGUAUGUGACCAUAAUGUUGCCUGUUAGCCAUCACCUCAAUGUGGAGUUGAAUUUCAUUUUAUGCAUCUGUGGGAGACACAACAGUAAGGGCACUCUUGGAAGCUACUGAAAGGGGCUUUUGUGUUUCCUGAAG
Messenger RNA from Indicator indicator, 1908 nucleotides. It is a transcript of the gene KCMF1, whose product is annotated as potassium channel modulatory factor 1. Gene Ontology annotation, molecular function: zinc ion binding. The coding region runs from base 7 to 1152 and encodes 381 amino acids. Gene Ontology annotation, cellular component: plasma membrane. The transcript is spliced from 7 exons. NCBI's taxonomy places the organism in Eukaryota, Metazoa, Chordata, Aves, Piciformes, Indicatoridae. The record is from RefSeq and is a predicted model, not a curated record. Gene Ontology annotation, biological process: synaptic signaling.